UACAGGCUGUUAUAUUAAGAAUCGUGACAAAUAAGUUGUACAUUGUGACCUGCAGUGAAUGAUCGACAUAUAAGAGCCCAUAUCACCUAAUACAGAUGUUUUUCAGAGACGGAUCAGCACAUACAAACGCACAACUUCAGCGUUAAACGCAGCAUGAUGAGGCCUUAUUUCAAACUCUGUGCUUUACACUGAACACGAGUGAACUAGACGUGCAGAGUGACUGGAGGUUGGCUAGAUUUACCCUGCACUGCAUCCCUGCUAGACACCGAGUGUAAUUCCAGCUAAUGCGGAUAAUGACCCGGGACGCGGUGCGCACGGCGCGCGCUCUGCUUGGAUUUGCAGCGAGCUCGUGUCGCUCACCGCGAGAGAGGGCGCGCUCGGUCGGUGAGAUUACGUGAUCAGAAUUAGUCAUUAACCGCGGAGAUAACAUGCAGUUUGAUUUCCUUUUUUGUGUGUGAAGUGGAUUUCGAUGGAAAGACGUUUUCUCCGGCCAAGUGGUGAUUUUUCUCGGUCCCUUAAACGCCACAUGAGACCCUUGUGGGGUUCGUCAGGCGCAGAGGACCGCCACAGAUGAUGAGAGUCGGAGGGGAAGUCCAGGAAGCUUUUGGCACAUUGCAGCAGAUCUUUCUCAACGACCAGCUGAUCACAACGGGCAGGGGAGUCUGAGGUCUCAAAUGGAUUCGUAUGGGUCUUCACUCAAUCGCAGCCAAUCGCUGGCCAGCGGCCUGGAGAAGACCUCACCAGUAUGGAAGCCAUCCCACUCUCGGAGCAGCAGCACUCUGUCAUCUCGCCACUCCAGACAGAUAAUCAAAGAUUGGGAAGUGAUUGACGACCUCCAGGGAGAAACGCCCACAGGAGGUGACAGUCUUAAUGACAUGCCCACUCCAGGUAUCUGCGAAGGGUAUCUCCUCAAGAGGAGGAAGUGGCCACUGAAAGGCUGGCACAAGCGAUACUUUGUCUUGGAGUCAGGGAUUUUGCGUUACUCCAAAAAUCAACAGGAUGUCUCCAGGGGAAGAGUCCAGGGAUCUCUGGACGUUAGCCUUGCAGUUAUGUCGAUAAACAAGAAGUCAAAUCGGAUCGACUUGGAUGCAGGGGACAUUCUCUAUCACAUGAAGGCAAAGAGCCACGAACUCUUCUACAUUUGGGUAACCAAGCUACAAGCCCACCGCUUGUACAAGAAGAACGAGGCAGCUCAUGUUCACAGUGGCUUCCUCCAGACGUUGUCCCCUGGUACCGUGGCUGGCCUGGCUCAGAGGAAUGGAGAUUUGAGCUCUGCAGGCAUUGCAGAAUCAGCUGUAGCAUCAGGAGUGCUGCCCUCCGCUAACACCGCGGUGAACAGCAAAGUGUCGGCCUGGCUGCAGCAAAGUCUCGACCCGGACACCUGUGCUCAAGAGCUGAACCGCUGCCAUUUGGAUCUCUCCGAGCUAAACCGCCUGAUCCAGAGCUUGCAAGGCUUGGAGACGGGCCAUGUUUUCACUAACGGGGACCUAAAGCGCAUCAUCAGCAUACAGAAUCUUUCGCUUGAGAAGCCGAAGAAGUCGAGGUCGGGGAAGAUGUGGGGCCAUUCUCGAACCCUGUCCAGAGUGGAGGCCUUGGGAAUGCUGUCCUCCAGUCACCUGAGCAGCUCGCCUCACCUGGGCACCUCAGUCCCCUCUAUCCCUGACUACGUCUACUCCCAGCUGUCCCCUCCUACUGUCACAAUGUCGCCUGAAGGCAAGAAAAUUCAGCAGGACAUCUGCGCCAUUUCACUACGAGUGCUUGCUUCCCUGAAGUCAGUGCACGAAACUUUGUCCCAGGAGAGGCAGAAGCUGCAGGAACUCUGGGAAACCAACAACAUCCACCAGUCAAACACAUUAGCCGAGCCUGCAGCAGUGAGGCGUCCAUCCCACGGGCCUCCCUCAGUGGCAGAUUCAGCUGCGGAGUAUUUCGACGCCAGCGAUGAUAUCCUCUGUGGUAGUUCCUCUGAGGUGUCUGAUGAGUCAGGACUCAGUGAUGGAAGCACCACCAACUCUGAGCCAGAGGAAGGACAUGCGUCAGCCACCCGGAAGUACCAUGCUAGCAUUUCCAAGUCCCCUAACAGUGUUGUUCCAAAGAGCACCGGACGGCGGACUGCGCUGCCUGCUCCCUGUCCUGACAACAGCCACGUGGGCCUCAUGGCUAUCCUCUACAACAACAUAGGUAAAGACUUGGCUCGAGUGUCCAUGCCUGCUGCUCUCAACGAGCCUGUUAACCUGCUGCAGAGGCUGUGUGAGGAGCUGGAAUACAGUGAGCUGCUGGAUACAGCCAGCAACACACCAGACCCCUACCAGAGAAUGGUUUACAUUGCUGCCUUCGCAAUCUCUGGUUACUCCACGGCGACGUUCAGAAACCGCUACAAACCCUUUAACCCGGUGCUGGGGGAGACCUACGAGUGUGUCAGAGAGGACCGGGGCUUCCGCCUCAUCAGUGAGCAGGUCUGCCACCAUCCUCCCAUCUCUGCCUGCCAUGCAGAAUCAGAGAACUUCUCCUUCUGGCAAGACCAGCGAUGGAAAAAUAAAUUCUGGGGGAAGUCACUGGAGAUUCUGCCAACAGGAAUGGUGAACGUCACACUUCCAAGGUAUGGAGACCACUAUGAGUGGAACAAAGUCGUGACCUGCAUCCAUAACGUCCUCAGCCAGCAGCGCUAUCUGGAGCAUUACGGAGAGGUCACCAUCCGCAACCUCAACAGCGACGUCUGCACCUGCAAGAUUACCUUCGUCAAGUCUCGUUAUUGGGGUUCCGACACCAACAAGAACGAGGUUCAGGGCACGGUGCUCGACCAGAGUGGGAGCGUCAUUCACCGGUUCGGAGGUCUGUGGCAUGAAGGCAUCUUCUGUGACACUCUGCCCACUCCGAAAUGUGUCUGGAAGCCAAAUCCCCAGCCAAAGGAUUACCUGCUGUACUAUGGUUUCUCCACCUUCGCCAUGGAGCUGAACGAGCUCACCCCAGACCUGAAGCCACUCCUGCCUCCUACAGACAGCCGCCUGCGGCCAGACCAAAGGAUGCUGGAGGAGGGAAAGGUGGAGGAGGCAGACAAAAAGAAAGACGACAUAGAGCAGUUUCAGAGGGAGCGGAGAAAAGAGCUGAGCAAAAGGGGUGAAGAACACGUUCCACGUUUUUUCAAGAAAGCCAAAGAUUCCUGUGGACGGGACGUGUGGCUGACAAACAGCACCUACUGGAAGCUCAGGGAGAACCCCGGCUUUGCUAACCUCGAAAACGUGAUUCUGUGGUGAUGAGACGACAGCGACGAGCGACGCCAGACAAAAUCACACGAGAGAGAGAAAGAUAUGAGCGUUGGGUAUUCAGCCAGCAUGUGUGAACCGCUCUGAGGAACCUGCAGGGCGAAGACGGUGCUGCUGAGCUCUUCUCGCUCCUCCUCUACGCCCGUGACUGGCUCAUGGGAACCCGACAGUCACCUGUCAAACUACACAGCAUUUUCUAAAGCAUUUUAUUUAUUCAUUUAUUUAUUUUUAGAUUACUCCAAUCACUACAUGUAUGUUUAUAUUUUUGAGAGUUUCAGUUUUCGGCAUUCGGCACAUGCUGAAACGAACAAAUGACUUGAAAGAAGACAGUAAGUUGCAUUUGUCUGUCAGGUUUGUAAGGGAAGCCGACUUUGUUAGUGGAUUAAACCUAAACAUUCAGUCACAUUAUGUCCUCUCAGCUGAUUUACUGCAUUUUAUAAGAACUGAGUGCUGAAGUCGAUGUGGGAAAAGCAGGCGUCACCAAAGGGCCAGCUGGCUUGUGCUAAUUUGAUUUAUUGCAGAAUUGAUUGGGAAUAUACAGUUUUCUGAUAUUUUUAUAAUAACUACAACACUGUGCAUGGUGCAAAUGCCUGAAUAAAUAAAGUGUUCAAACAAGUAUUACAAGCAGAGGGUAAAAAGCCUCCCUUCCAGGCUGCCGUAGUUACAGUGCAGUUAAAACGUCCUCCAGCCUGUUGCUUACACAUCAGGCUGAAGUUGAUUGUCACUGACUUAAAGAGGAUGUUUUAUUGACAAAGCUAAAGACAGUAUCUGUCUAAAUGCUUUGGUUGUUGCUGACUUGUAUCACGGCUGCAGAAACAUCUUUUUUAUUUGUUAUUUAAAAAAUGAUUAUUACCAGCAUUCGGUAUGUAUACACAUGUUAAGAAGAGAGGAUAUUACACUUUAUUUUUAUGUCCUUAAUAGCGAAAAGAAUAUCCAGCUGGAUGGAGUGUAUUUGCACUUUAAACUGUCGAUAUCAAAGCUGUGUUUUUAUUUCUCAGUGGUAUAAAUUCAUUUAUUGCAACUGCACUUGACUUGCAGAUGUGUCUAGCAUAAGACUUUUGUGUGAAAGUGAUGUGGACAAGCUUAAAAUAAAAUCAUUUUUAUUCACAAUGUUUAUAUUAAUUCUCACAUAAUUAUUUUUAUUCUUUCAUUGUUGCUAUGCAGCUUUUAGAAAAUGUGCCU
Molecule: messenger RNA, 4442 nt
Organism: Scatophagus argus
Lineage: Eukaryota; Metazoa; Chordata; Actinopteri; Scatophagidae
Gene: osbpl7
Product: oxysterol binding protein-like 7
Exons: 22
Coding region: 675-3251 (858 amino acids)
Cellular component (GO): perinuclear endoplasmic reticulum; intracellular membrane-bounded organelle; plasma membrane
Molecular function (GO): cholesterol binding
Source: RefSeq, a predicted model, not a curated record